Molecule: messenger RNA, 2865 nt
Organism: Trichoderma gamsii
Lineage: Eukaryota; Fungi; Ascomycota; Sordariomycetes; Hypocreales; Hypocreaceae
Exons: 2
Coding region: 1-2865 (954 amino acids)
Biological process (GO): mRNA 3'-end processing by stem-loop binding and cleavage
Cellular component (GO): mRNA cleavage and polyadenylation specificity factor complex
Molecular function (GO): RNA binding
Source: RefSeq, a predicted model, not a curated record
AUGUUCACCUUCUGUCCGCUUCAGGGCGCUCUUUCGGAGUCGCUCGCGUCGCAGUCCCUCCUAGAGCUUGAUGGAGGGGUCAAGGUGCUGGUCGAUCUGGGAUGGGACGAGUCUUUCAGCAGCGAGAAGCUCGAGGAGCUGGAGAAACAAGUGCCCACUCUCUCUCUCAUUCUCCUGACCCAUGCGACGGCAUCGCAUCUUGCUGCCUACGCCCAUUGCUGCAAAAACAUCGCUCUCUUCACACGCAUCCCCGUCUACGCGACUCGGCCGGUCAUCGAUCUGGGACGAACGCUCACACAAGACCUCUACUCUUCUACGCCCGCAGCUGCCACGACGAUUCGCCAAAGCUCGCUCUCGGAGACGACAUACGCUUAUUCGCAAACGGUGAACACUGCGCAGAAUCUCCUUCUCCAAUCCCCCACUCCCGAGGAGAUUGCGCGAUACUUCUCCCUCAUCCAGCCACUUAAAUACUCGCAACCCCAUCAACCUCUAUCUUCGCCCUUCUCUCCUCCGUUAAAUGGACUCACAAUUACCGCCUACAACUCUGGGCAUACUCUUGGUGGCACAAUCUGGCACAUUCAGCAUGGACUAGAAUCCAUCGUAUAUGCUGUGGAUUGGAACCAGGCCCGCGAAAAUGUAUUUGCUGGAGCUGCGUGGCUUGGAGGUGCUGGGGGUGGAGGUGCCGAGGUUAUCGAGCAGCUACGCAAGCCAACCGCAUUGAUUUGCAGUUCUCGCGGGGCUGAUAGAUAUGCGCAGGCGGGCGGUCGUUCUAAGCGAGACGAGCAUCUGAUUGAUAUGAUCAAGUCCUGUGUCAGUCGAGGUGGCACAGUUCUCAUACCUGUAGAUUCUAGUGCCAGAGUUUUGGAGAUAUCGUAUCUUCUGGAAAAUGCUUGGAGGACUGAUGCGGCCAAUAAAGAUGGAGUGCUCAAGUUUUCAAAGCUAUAUCUAGCGGGUCGAAAUGUGUCUAGUACCAUGAGAUAUGCGCGGAGUAUGCUGGAGUGGAUGGACAACAACAUUGUCCAAGAAUUCGAAGCUUUUGCAGAGGGCCAGAGGAAAACCAACGGGGGUAGCGAGAAAAAAGAGGGAGCACCAUUCGAUUUCAAGUACCUGCGCCUAUUAGAACGGAAAGCCCAGAUCGCAAAGCUUUUAAGCCAGAGCAUCGAAAAUGGGGAAAGACAGGGACGUGUGAUCCUAGCCAGUGAUGUCAGUAUGGACUGGGGCUUCUCCAAGGAUCUGGUCAAAGGCCUGGCAAAAGACACUCGCAACCUAGUCAUUUUAACGGAGCGGCCUGGAUUGGCCAAUACCGAUGCUCCCUCCAUAUCGAGAACGAUGUGGGAAUGGUGGAAAGAGAGGAGAGAUGGCAUUUCUACAGAGCAUGCCGGCAGCGGAGACAGCCUAGAGACGAUCUAUAGCGGUGGACGUGAGCUGGAGGUUCGUGAAGCUCGCCGCGAACCUCUGGAAGGGGACGAACUUGCCAUCUAUCAACAGUGGUUGGCUACCCAGAGACAGUUGCAGGCAACUCAGCAAGCCGGUGGAGCAGGUGCGCUGGAAGCAUCUGCUGAUGUUGUGGACGAUGCAUCAUCUGAAUCAUCAUCCGACUCUGAAGAAGAGGGUGAACAGCAGGGUAAAGCACUCAAUGUUUCUGCCACAAUGGGUCAGGCCGGCCGCAAGAAUGUAGUCCUCAAAGACGAAGAUCUGGGCAUUAAUAUCCUAAUCAAGAAGAAAACGGUGUUCGACUUUGAUACACGAGGUAAAAGGGGUAGAGAGCGAUCGUUCCCCAUGGCAAUUAGACGGAAGAGACACGAUGACUUUGGCGAACUGAUUCGCCCGGAAGAUUAUCUAAGAGCUGAAGAGAAGGAAGACGACGCAGUGGACGGUGCUCAAAUUGCUGCAGAAGACGAGAAGCUUGGCAAAAAGCGCAAGUGGGAUGAUGUCGUCAAACAGGUGGCUGGUGCCAACAAGCGGCCAAGCACGAACAGAACAGCCACAGCAGACGAUACGGAGGCCAUGGACCUGGCAGAUGGAGCUGUCGCGGACGAAUUAGACAUUGUUAAAGACACUGAGCCAGAGGAGCCUACAGGACCAUGCAAAUUAGUAUACAGCACAGAAUCAGUGGCAGUCAACUUGCGGAUCGCAUUUAUAGACUUUAGCGGAUUGCACGACAAACGAAGCCUCAACAUGUUGAUACCCCUUAUCCAGCCAAGGAAGCUGAUUCUUGUGGGAGGCACUCAGGAAGAGACCAUGGCUCUGGCGACAGACUGUCGGACUGCGCUGGCGUCUGAUGGAGACCGCUCCGUCGAUGUGUUCACGCCUGAGAUAGGCACAUGGGUGGACGCCAGCAUGGAUACAAACGCCUGGGUCGUAAAGCUGGCAGAUCCUCUGGUCAAGAAGCUUAAGUGGCAGAAUGUUCGGGGCCUGGGCAUCGUCACCAUCACAGGCCAGCUGCUUGCCUCAGCCCUGGCUCAAGAAGCAGAAGGCCAAACGCAAGAAGACGCAGCAAAUAAGAGGCAAAAGACCGAGUCCACAGCCGUGGCACUCACCAACGCAGCAGACACGGCUACUAUGCCCACUCUGGACGUCCUUCCUGCAAACCUCAUCUCGGCUGCCCGUUCGGUCGCCCAGUCUCUUCACGUUGGCGACCUGCGACUUGCUGAUCUACGCCGUGCAAUGCAAAGCGCAGGCCACUCAGCCGAGUUCCGCGGCGAGGGUACUCUUGUGGUGGACGGCUCGGUGGCAGUACGUAAGACGGCUGAAGGUCGUAUCGACGUUGAGAGCGUGGGCCUUCCUCUCGGAGGGAAGAGAAGCACACUGUAUGAAGUCAAGAGAGCGAUCUACGAUAAUCUGGCGGUCGUUGCUGGUGCAUAA